UCACUGUUCCCGCUGUUAGAAAGCUUUUAUUUUGAAAUCCUUCCCCUGAGUACUACUUCCUGGGUCAAAUACAGAGCGAAAUCAAAACACCAGCGCGUGAGUGAGUGUAAUCCGGUUCAUUCAUAAACUCUGUGCGUCUUUACCAACCUGCUGAUUUCUCUGUAUUCACGUUUGAUGUUGAAGUGCGUCUCUAGUUGUCAUCAGUACGGUUAAUCGAUCAGUGUUUUAAAGAACGGGUUCAACGGGUUCGGUUGUGGCUGUCACUCAGUGACAUGACCUCACGAAGAGUAGAUGAUACAUAGAAGAGAAUAAGAUCCUGAAUGAUUUACCUAGCAGGAGAAAAACUUUUUAAAGUAAAGUACAAAACCAGUUUAUCUGAGGUUUUUGAUCGGUUAUUUCUUUUUAUUCUGACUAUAAUCUUCAGUCAAAGUACAAAUAAAACGAUAAAAAUGUGACCUUUUUUAUCUGAGUAAAGGUCAUGGCCGAGGAGAAACCGUGGGCUCUGUUCUCAGAGGUGGGCGAGCAGGGUUACCUGGAAGAAGUCACUGAUAUAAUGAAACAGCAUUUCCACAUCGUCUGCCACAGAGACUUUUCACAGAACCCUCAGCUGUACAGUGAGAAAAUCCAGGCCAUGUUCGUGUGGAACGCUCAACCUGCAGCCGAGCCUUCGCUGCUCACCUCUCUGCCCUCGCUGAAGGUGGUGGCCAACGGAGGAGUGGGCAUCGACCACCUGGAUGUGCCGUACAUCUCCAGCCUCGGGGUGAAGGUGACCAACACGCCCGGCGUCGUGAGCGAUGCCACCGCGGACAUGGCCAUGGCUCUGCUGCUGGCCUCGGCACGGAGGGUUGUUGAAGGUCACCAAUUAGCCGUUGACCCCAAGACGACCCAUUUACCACUAUGCCUGAUGGGAUUUGAAGUCACAGGGGCCACUCUGGGGAUCAUUGGAAUGGGAGACAUCGGACACAAAAUAGCUCGGAGGAGCAAAGGAUUUGAUAUGAAGAUCUUGUAUCACAACAGGAACAGAAGGAGCGUUGAGGAGGAGCGAGCGGUGGGAGCGAGUUACUGUCAGAACAUGGACGACCUUCUGAAGGAGUCGGACUUUGUGACGCUGGCGGUCAACCUGACCCCUGAGACCACCGGGCUGAUCAGCCACAGAGAGCUGUCCCUCAUGAAACCCACAGCGACGCUGGUCAACAUCAGCAGGGGUCUGGUUGUGGACCAGGACGCUUUGGUGAAAGCUCUGCAGUGUGGGACGAUCAGAGCUGCCGCGUUAGACGUGACUCAUCCUGAACCUCUACCAAGGGAUCAUCCUCUACUCACUCUUCCUAACGUGCUGAUCACGCCACACGUCGGCACCAACACUUACGCCACAACCAGACGGAUGGUGGAGAAGAUGGUAGAAAGCGCUCUGGCUGCAGUGAAAGGACAACCCGUCCCCAAUGAAGUCAGGCCGAAAUGAAAGUACAUCAUUUGUCUGAGUGAUGAAGCACUGAAUUGUUGGUAUUAGUGUCUCGACCAAGGAAAAGUCAUGAAAAGUUAUUUUAGAUUCAGACAACUUUAUGGAUCCCAAGAAGAGCAAUUCAACAACAUCCAAUAUGAGACGUGUCAAAAAUAACAGGUCAACAAACAGAGGUCGGUGAAGGACGUCAAGAUGAAGAUUAAGGAGGUCAAAUAAAUAAGCAAUAAAAGACAAUAAUUAGAUGAUAAAUAGACAUUUGUUACACGUGUUAUGUAAAAAGCAUAAAAGACGUCAUUUAAAAUGACUACUACUAAAUUUUGUUCCCCUUAAAUUAGUUUUUACCUGUCGAGUUUUAAGUCUUAUUUUUUAAUGAUUUGCCACAAUAACUGUGAUGACCAGGUCAUUAAAAUAAUUGAUGUAUUUUUUCUUUGUGUUGGAUAUAAACUAACAUCUGUCCAUUAUCUUUAAGGGCUGUUGGGAGUCCUUUAGCCAUAUGUACUGACAUGAAGAUUUUAAUGUUUUAUGUUGUAGAUAGCUUCAUUCAUAUGUAAAGUUUAUGUGUUAACUGUAACACAAAAAAAUAAUAAAGCUGCCUGAAAUCUUGAACAUGGCACAUUUAGACUUA
Pleuronectes platessa (European plaice) is the source of this 2084-nucleotide messenger RNA. RefSeq lists its product as uncharacterized. The transcript has 6 exons. Gene Ontology annotation, cellular component: cytosol. The record is from RefSeq and is a predicted model, not a curated record. Bases 479 to 1459 code for a protein of 326 amino acids. Gene Ontology annotation, molecular function: NAD binding; hydroxypyruvate reductase [NAD(P)H] activity; glyoxylate reductase (NADPH) activity. Lineage: Eukaryota; Metazoa; Chordata; Actinopteri; Pleuronectiformes; Pleuronectidae.